Messenger RNA from Lindgomyces ingoldianus, 1115 nucleotides. Its product is annotated as HET-domain-containing protein. NCBI's taxonomy places the organism in Eukaryota, Fungi, Ascomycota, Dothideomycetes, Pleosporales, Lindgomycetaceae. Bases 253 to 828 code for a protein of 191 amino acids. The transcript has 2 exons. The record is from RefSeq and is a predicted model, not a curated record.
CUUCAGUCAACUAACUCAACUCCCCGAGAACACCUACUGACGAACGGUGGUGAGGAGGGAAAAAACUGAAGAUUCAACUCUGCAGGUCCUAUCAACCCCCCCCUCUUCAGUUAGAAAGAUUACAUUGGCUUUCGUUUAUCACAACCGUAGUGCAACCAAAGAGCAUACUAGCCGGAAGUCUAUUUGUUAUUUGGUAGAUCAAGAUCUAGUUAUAAGCGCCCUUCUUCACUAUAGUCGAGUGAGGCCACUGCCAUGGAUGCUCCGGCCCCCCUUCGCCUUUAUCAAUAUCGGCCCCUCAAGAGCUACACUACGAUUCGUGUCCUUGUCCUUCAGCCAGCCAAGGAUCUAUACGGACUAUUAAAAGCACAAUUGGUGCACGUGCAGGGCGAGCACCUUCUCCUCGGCCACGGUAGCCCAGAUUAUUAUGAAGUAGUCCCCUACUGUUGGGGCGAACCAAAAUUAUCGCAUGUCCUUCUUGUUAACGAGGACUCGACACUUGGCAUUACUAGCAACGCUGACACCUUGCUCCGCCAUCUGAGAAGUUCGAGCAAACCUCGGUAUUUAUGGAUCGACGCUAUAUGUUUGAAUAAAGAAGACAGGAACGAGAAACAGAUCCAGGUGCAACUCAUGGGCAGGAUAUAUGCACAAGCAGCAAAGGCCCGUAUUUGGGUCGGCACUGCGACAGAGCAUCAACAUGUACCUCAGCUGUAUAAUGCGCUGAAAUGGCUGGCUACACUUCUCAAGAACAAGGAAACACCCGCACCUGCUGAGGCGGAAAUAUUCCUGGAGACCACAUGCGCUAAUUCUUUGCUCGGCCCUAAUUUCUGAGACGGUGGAUCCUGCAAGAAGUCGCUCUCGGGCACCACAUAACCAUCCAUUGCGGUCAAUGGAAGCUAUCAUGGCAGUGGUUUAUUCAAGGUGUGAAAGGUCUCCAAGGUGCAAUCGCUGGGGGUUUGCGCAUUGAUCUAAAAGCAGAUUCCGCUUUGGAUACUAUCCUGGCCAUUGAGAAUUCCGACAAUUAUAAAUUACUAGACCUUUUGUGGAGGUUCCACCAGUCGCAAUGUUCAGUACCACAAGACAAGAUCUUUGCGCUCUACGGGUUAGCACGAGACGUC